AAUUAUUAUUACUGAUUGGUUAAAAGAUUAGUGGACAGUUUAAAUAGAUUUCUCGAAAAUAAAAAAUUAACGAGAAAUAUUUUUUUUUUACAAUGUCUAAUAUGAAUAAUGAUCAAAAAAUAGUUCCAAAGCGUGAUUUGAGUGAUGAUGCAGAAGCUAUGAUCGAAGACAAUGAUGAUAUAACUCAACCUGAUACAAAAAGAAUUCGUGUCGGAACUUCGGCUAAUAGCUCUAGCGAUCUCUACCUAGACACUAUAAACCGUCAUAUGUUGGACUUUGAUUUCGAAAAGGUCUGCUCAGUUUCUUUAUCAAACUUAAAUGUAUAUGCGUGUUUGGUGUGUGGUAAAUACUUCCAAGGACGAGGACGUCAAUCUCACGCGUACUUCCAUAGCUUACAUGAGGAUCACCAUGUUUUCAUUAAUUUACAUACCCUUAAGGUAUAUGUUUUACCUGAUGGAUAUGAAGUCAAGGAUCCAUCAUUGAAUGAUAUUAGAUAUGUACUUCAUCCAACCUUUACAAAAGAACAAGUCGCGAAUUUGGAUCAAAAUAUAAGACAAUCAUACGAUUUAAAUAAUAAAAAAUACUUGCCAGGUUUUGUAGGCCUCAAUAAUGUAAAAGCUAAUGAUUAUGUUAAUGUCAUAAUACAAGCGCUGGCACACAUUCCACCGCUUCGGGAUUACUUCAUCUUACAAAAUCUCGAAACUAGAUCUCAAUUAGUGCAAAGAUUCAGUACUCUGGUUAGAAAAAUUUGGAAUCCUAAGGCAUUCAAAGGCCAAGUCAGUCCACACGAGUUACUUCAGGAAAUUGUUAACGCAAGUAACAAAAAAUUCAAACUUUCUGAACAAAGUGAUCCUCUUGAAUUUCUGUCUUGGUUUUUGAAUACAUUACACAAGGAUUUGGGUGGAAUCAAGAAACAAAAUUCAAGCAUAAUUCAUAGAAUAUUUCAAGGAGAAGUUAAAGUUGAAGAACAGUCGCUUAUUACAAAAGAAAAUGCCGAUGAAGAAGAUCGACUAUUAUUUGAUGUUGACAGGGAAAUUUCGGUCAAAAAAUUCCCUUUUCUUUUUUUGACAUUGGAUUUACCUGCGCCUCCUUUAUUUAAGGAUGAAGUUGAAAAGAAUAUUAUUCCUCAAGUUGCCUUGACAACGAUACUCGCUAAAUAUGACGGUCGUGCUGCUCAUGAGUCGGCCGGAACUUUGAAAAGGUUUCAAUUGACUCGAUUACCAAAUUAUAUCAUUUUUCAUAUCAAACGUUUUACUAAGAACAAUUGGUCUGAAGAGAAAAAUCCUACUAUUGUCAACUUCCCAAUCAAAAAUAUCGAUAUGAGCGAAUAUCUUGAAAAUCCAGAUGAAGAAAAAUUUAAUACUCAUUAUGAUUUAAUUGCGAACAUUUGUCACGAAGGUAAGCCGGGUAAAGGUAAUGGAAUUUAUAAAGUUCAUGUUCAACAUCGUGGAAAAGAUCAAUGGUAUCAAAUCCAAGAUUUAAUUGUCGAAGAAAUUAACGCACAAAUGAUCUUUUUAUCCGAAAGUUAUAUUCAGAUAUGGGAAAGAAAACAACAGGACUUAUAUUAAAAAAAUAAAUAAAUAAAUAAAAAUAAAAAAUUUUUGUAUCAAAGAUAGGUU
Rhizophagus irregularis DAOM 181602=DAOM 197198 is the source of this 1619-nucleotide messenger RNA. RefSeq lists its product as uncharacterized. The record is from RefSeq and is a predicted model, not a curated record. Lineage: Eukaryota; Fungi; Glomeromycota; Glomeromycetes; Glomerales; Glomeraceae. Gene Ontology annotation, molecular function: cysteine-type deubiquitinase activity; zinc ion binding. Gene Ontology annotation, biological process: mRNA processing; protein deubiquitination; spliceosomal complex assembly.